Rotaria sp. Silwood1 is the source of this 760-nucleotide messenger RNA. Lineage: Eukaryota; Metazoa; Rotifera; Eurotatoria; Philodinida; Philodinidae. The record is from the annotation of a GenBank genome assembly.
GCAAUCAUCAGGCAAUAUACAAACUGGCGAUAAAAGCAGAAAUAAAAUGCCUAUAGCACCUAAUUUAGAAAAAUUUCGUGUUCAAUUGAAUGCAGCUGGAUUCAAUCCAGAAACGAUAAAAACAAGGGUUGAAGGUGGAAAAGUAAUUGUCGAAGCUAAACAAGAAGAACGUCAACCUGAUGGUGAUUAUAAUAUUCGAGAAUUACGAAAAUCAUAUGAAUUACCAGAACAUGCUGAUACAAGUCGUCUAGUAUCAUAUGUAACACCAAAUAAUAUAUUAGUUAUUGAAGUUCCUGUUCAUAAUCCUGAAGCUGAACGAAGAGUUGCUCAAGCAAAGAAUGAAAAUCAAUACUUAAGUCAAUUUGGUCAACAUCGAGAUCCACAUUUUGAUUAUAGCAGUUUCUUACAUGGUUCAGACUUUCAACCACGAAUUAUUGACAAAGAUGAUAAUAAGAAACAACUUGAAAUGUCUAUAGAAAUGAAAAAUUAUAAACCAGAAGAAAUCAAAGUAUCAGUAAAGAAUAAUGAAUUGAUCAUCAAAGGUGAACGUCGACAUAAAGAUGGUAAUAGUUUUGAACGAUCAUUCUUUUUCAAAUCAACAACAUUACCACCAGGUACACAAGUUAAACAACUUCAAUCACAUUUGACUGAUGAUGGUCAUAUGAAAAUAGAAGCACCAUAUGUAGAACUAAAAGAAGCUACAAAACAUAUUGAACAAAACGAACCUGCUACAAAACCUGCAGAAGAACAGAAAAAAUAA